AUGGCACGCACCGCACCGGGGACACUGGGCGACUACGCGGCCGUGGCCUCGCAGGACAUGACCGAAAACACGGAGGCCUCGAGCACGGGCAUUGGCGCCGGCGGCCGCGCGCCCGGGACCUCGAGCGACCCUCCGGCGCCUCCUUCCGCGGAUGGCACCACUAUCAUGGAGGCUGGCGGCGCGGGCACGGAGACCGGCGACGGUGAGCUCCAAAACCAGCAGCCCGCCCCCCACGCCGGCGGCCGCGCGCCCGGAGCCUCGAGCGACUCUUUGGCGCCCUCUCCUCCGGACGGCACGACAGACACUGAGGCUGGUGGCGCGGUUACGGAGGCCGGCGGCGCGGGCACGGAGGCUAGCGGUGCGGGCACGGAAACGGGCGACGAUGAACCCCGACACCGGCAGCCCGGCACCGAAGCUCGGAGCCUACGCCGGCGCCUCGGCAUCGACGGCAUCCUCACCUUGAUUCCGGGCUCGGUCGUGCUGCUCUUGGUGGUGCUGGCCGAGGCUGCGCUCUGGCAGGAGGCGGCGUGGGCAAGGCAGGGGGGAGAGCCGAGACGGCCUUGGAUCAAUAUCUUCACCCGGAACUGGACUACCACGUCCAUCACGAUAAGCACGGCCAUCGUCCGGACCAUCGUGGCCCUCCAGGCCGGGCUUGUCGCCGCGCUACUCGCCGCCAUCAUCCUCGAGUCCAUCGGCGCCCCCCUGCGCGACGGACCCUUCUACUCCAUCGUCCGGGCCCUGACCGUCUCACCGCUUACCUUGUUGCUUCGGUCGUCGUCGUGGCCAAAGGGUAUCCUGGCAUUUUCCGUCUACGCGCUACUAGUCACCGAGGUCCUGGUCACCUUGGCGUGCCAGUUUCUCUCUACCCUGCUCGUGUCCGACUUGGCUAACGCGCCCGUCGUCGGCCUUAGCGUCCCCUUGACCGAUACGAUCUUCUUGGACCAGUCGCCGACCUUCAAUAUGGUUCAACUGUGGCAAGCGCCUCCUACCUCGAGCUGGACAUUUGCAGAGGUCUCGGGAUCGCACUUGCAAAAGGGCAACUUCGACAACACGGGAAACACCUAUCGAGCCCUGCUCCCCUUGAAUGAGGGGCGCCGAAAGCGUCUCCGACGGUUCCACGGGCCGGCGCCUAUCUUGGACUCCCAGGUGGCCUGCUUCAGACCGCAGAUGAGAAAUAUCACUAUGCGGAGGCCAGGGCCGCUGCUGACAGGCUUCGUCGGCAUCUCAUCGGGGCAGAUCGGAAACCAGAUGCUGAUGGAGCCCACCUCUAUGAACAUCAACUGCGAAAUUCCGGAUGGAAACCUCUAUGCGGCCGGCACGAGCCUGUGCUACCCCAAUUCGGGCAUGAGACCUAGCCAUAUGCCGAGUUUGAAACCUGGUCAAGACAUCAGUACUAUUCCUGUCAACAUCCCCCUAGACCCGUUCUACUUGGUCAAUCCGAGUCGGCAAGCGUCCGAAAUGUUCGUCAUGGUGAACAUCGGUUCUAUCCCGGCCAUGGACGGGCUUGUGCCUAACUCGACGGCGGACUCCCACUGGCCCGACAACGUAUGGCAUGACGACGGCCCCUGGGCGGUGGCUUCUAGCAACCUUAGCAACGACGCCGUCCGUGUCACGGCCUGCAUCGCCUCCCUCGGCUACAAGACAUUGACUGUCGACAUUAACAGCUCCGUCGAUGCCCGGGAGCCAAGGGUCACCUGGGACUCGUUGGCCGCCAAGUACGACACCGGGGCAAGCAGGAUCCAGCUUGGCGCAUCGUCUAAGAUGGAGAGCUUCCAAGAACGCGGCGUGCUAAGUCUAGCCCCAGUGUCACAAUGGGAGCACGAGGAUAAGACGACGCAGAACAACGACUCUGACUACUUCCGGAGAGCCAUCGAAGUUUCCUUCCCCGCGAGACUUGGGAAUCUACCUCAGCAGGCAGACAGCGGCGUCCUGCUCUCCAAGAUAACGCCCGGCGCGCACGAAGUCGAGGGCACAGACCAAGCGCACCCGGCACACGUCGACCUGUUCCACGACGUCCUGGGCGAUACGGGGAGCCCGGCCCUGGCGCUGCAGGCGCUGCUGACGAGGCUCUGCCAGAUGGCCUACUACGAGCGCCUCGACCGGACUAAUACGACGGCGCCCGCGUCCGUCUCCUUCUCCUCCUCCGUCUUGAUCCCCGUGCGCUGGACCGGCUUCUCCGCGGCCACGGCUCUCGUCGCGGCGCACUUUGUCCUCGUCGUGGCCGUCACGGUGCUGUUCCUGCGCCUCGCCAGGGACUCGCUAAUCGGCAACUCGUGGCAGGCCGUUUCGCAGGCCGUCUCGGAGGACACGCGGCCCCUCCUGGAGCAGGCCGGUGCCAUGACGGACAAGGACAUUGAGGCCUGGGCCAAGCGCCGGUCGCUCGGCAUCGCGCGCCCGGCUGGCCUCGCGUAUCGACGCAAUGGGCGGAGGGCCCUCGGCCUGCUGGAUGGAAAGGCGGGUUAA
Molecule: messenger RNA, 2463 nt
Organism: Hirsutella rhossiliensis
Lineage: Eukaryota; Fungi; Ascomycota; Sordariomycetes; Hypocreales; Ophiocordycipitaceae
Exons: 1
Coding region: 1-2463 (820 amino acids)
Source: RefSeq, a predicted model, not a curated record